This is a messenger RNA of Mesorhabditis spiculigera, 1026 nucleotides long. NCBI's taxonomy places the organism in Eukaryota, Metazoa, Nematoda, Chromadorea, Rhabditida, Rhabditidae. The record is from the annotation of a GenBank genome assembly.
AUGUCCUCCCGGCAGCCUACGCGCCGCUCCGAUGCGGACGGUCCCCGGGGGAACAGCAGGAUGUUCGCGUUUAUGAGGCAGUCGACAGGGCCCGAGAGCGGCGUUGGUGGCGGUGGUGGUGGAGGAGGGGCACGAGGGCGAGGAGGAGCUGUCAAUAAUUCCACUCCAAUCGCUCAUAACACCCGAUCCGGACAAGGGAGAAGGCAACAAGCUGCACCUGCUGAGAAAGUUGAGGAACUCCACGAUGUUGACGAGAUCAUCGCCCAGUUCAGCGACCUCACCGUACGCGGCAAUCGCUCGGCGCAACAAAUUAAAGCUAAUUUGGCCGCUUGUAAAUAUUUGGAAGAAAUGGAUGAGGAUGAGUGGAUGCAGUUGAGUGGGGAGCUCGUCCAGGUGGCUUUCGAUGAGGCUGAGACCGACUUCAUUGUCGAUGUUAUCGGGACUUUAUUGAAGCACCAACUUUUCUGCGAUGUGAUGCGCGCCGAGCUUGCCCAAGUCUCCGCCUCGUAUAUCAUGGGGGGUAAAACCGACCAUUCGGUUCCGAAGCUUUUCGGGACGCUACUAUGCGCAACAUGGCCAAGAGGUGCAACUAGGGAUACGGAGGCGAGCAACCCGGUCCUGUUCAUGACCAUGCAAAUCGUCCAGGGCUGGCUGAUCGUCCUCGAGCAGUCCGAGCAGGAGCCCAUUAAAACGCACGAGAACACGCAGAAGCGAGACUUUGAUCACCUGAAGGAUGAGGAAGCCUCCGGGAGUGAGGAUGAUGGCGAGCAGGAGGUGGUGGUAGAAGCUGAGCCGGCUGAAGGGGAAUCGGCAAGUCCGGAAAUCGUUGAAAGCUGUGCCCGCGCCGUGUGCUGUAUCGUGACCACCCAGAAGCGCUCGCUUUGGCUAAAGUGGCCGACGCUCUUCGAUCAAAUUUAUCAAGCCAUCCGCCCGCUCAUCACACAUUCCAAAGUAUUAUCGUGCGAUACCAAAGCCGAACUCCUCAACACACUACUGAUCCUUACCAAAUCCACAGAACGACGGGCA